UAAAGUCAGUCUCUCUUAAGUCUCUUUCCAUCACGACCAGCUGAGAAAGAGAAAGCAAUAAAGAGAAAGAAAGAAAAAGAAGAAGAUAAAGCUUCAAUACCAAACUUCUUUAAUAAAUCUUGGCCUUUUGGCUGUCUCCUUAUUGAGUAACUUGUAUAUCUUAUGUUUUGAGUUCUAAACUCUUCUUAUAGACAUUUACAGAAUGUCUUUGACAAAGGAUGAUGGUGUAGAAGCAGCAAGAGGAAGAAGCAGCAGAAGAAACAGCUUAUUAAGUAAACAACUUGCUGUAGCUGUAAAAAGUGUUCAGUGGAGCUACGCAAUCUUCUGGUCCUCUUCACCAACUCAAUCUGGGGUUUUGGAGUGGGGAGAAGGUUGCUACAAUGGAGAAAUGAAGAAGAGGAAGAAGAGAAACGAAGCUCAUUAUAAACAUGUGUUGCAGAGAAGCAGCCAACUUAGGACACUGUAUCUGUGUAUGCGUGAAGGAGACAGUACUACUACUAUUAGUACUACUCAUGAUGAUGAUGAUUAUCAAAAUUGUAACAGUAGAAGUAUGAUGCUGUCACCAGAUGACCUCUCAGAUGAAGAGUGGUACUAUAUAGUCUCCAUGUCCUAUGUCUUCUCUCCUUCUCAAUGUUUGCCAGGAAGAACUUUGGCUACGGGUGAGACCAUAUGGCUUUGCAACGCUCAGUACGCGGAUAGCAAAUUCUUCUCUCGUUCUUUGCUAGCAAGAAGCGCAUCAAUUCAGACUGUUGUAUGUUUCCCUUACUUGGGCGGUGUGAUUGAGCUGGGCGUCACUGAAUUGAUUUCAGAAGAUCCUAGCCUGCUUCAACACAUCAAAUCUUGCUUGUUGGAGACUUCGAAACCAGAUUGCUCUUCAAAGAACUUCUUUGCUCACCAAGACAAUGAUGAUGAUGAUAAGAAGAAGAACCAUGAGAUUCAGUUUGGUAUCUCUGAUCUCAUGUUGGAUGAAGACUUGCAUUACAAAACAACUGUCUCAACACUACUCAAAUACGCUUCUGAUAACAACAGUCAUCAUCGUCAGCCACCUGAUCUCGCUUCUUCUAAUUCUGGCUCAAGUUUCUUGCGGUGGAAGCAACCAGACUCCAAUCUUCUUCUGAAACCUAGCAAUCUUAAGCCGUUGAGACAGAACGUGCUGCGGAAGAUAUUGCAUGACGUACCUUUGAUGCACUCUGUAGACGCAAAGAGAAUGCUCCCAAAUAAUACGUUUGGUCUGAAUCAAGAUGACCCCUCGGUUAAAAGAAAAGAGAACGAAAAGUUCAGUGUCCUAAGAACUAUGGUUCCCACUGUCAACGAGAUUGAUAAAGAAGAGAUACUGAACAACACAAUCAAGUACUUGCAAGAACUAGAGGAAAGAGUAGAAGAGCUAGAAUCCUGUAUGGGAUCAGUUAAUUUCGCAGAGAGAAAAAGAAAGAGCCUUAACGACUCUGUGUUAAUCGAGGAGACAUCAGGGAACUACGAUGACAGCACGAAUAUCGAUGGAAACUCAGGAGAAACCGAACAAGUCACAAGUUUCAGAGAUGAGACACGUUUGAGAGUUAAACUGAAUGAAACAGAUGUUGUGAUGGAAGUAAGAUGUUUUUACAGAGACUACAUAGUUGCAGACAUCAUGGAAACUCUGAGCAAACUUCACAUGGAUGCUUUCUCUGUUAGAUCUCACACACUUAAUGGGUUCCUCACACUUAAUCUCAAGGCAAAGCUGCGUGGAGCUGCAGUUGCGUCAGUUGGGAUGAUUAAGCGAGAGCUGAGGAGAGUCAUUGGUGAGAGUAUAUGAGAAUCACCUAAUUAAGGGUUUCUUUAAUGAUUUUUGUAGUAACAUUAUUUUUCUUAAUCUUUUGAUGAAAUGUUUAUUUUUGGACUUUGGUGAAUCUUUAGUCCUUAAAUUUACAUGGCGUUUUCGAGUAUUUUUUUUUAUGUAAUAUUCGCCGAGAUUGGCAGGAUUUUUCGACAUUGUCAUCUUCUAUUCUAUAAGAUAAGAUAUAUACUUA
Raphanus sativus (radish) is the source of this 2006-nucleotide messenger RNA. Its product is annotated as transcription factor MYC1-like. The record is from RefSeq and is a predicted model, not a curated record. The transcript is spliced from 8 exons. NCBI's taxonomy places the organism in Eukaryota, Viridiplantae, Streptophyta, Magnoliopsida, Brassicales, Brassicaceae. Bases 203 to 1792 code for a protein of 529 amino acids. Gene Ontology annotation, molecular function: protein dimerization activity.